AUGGAAUGGAAGCGGCGAGGAACUGCUGAUGGAUUUUCUUCUAUCAAUCUCGUUUUUCCAUGUUUAAUGAUGGCGUGUUGGUUAAAGCAUGGUUAUAUGACAUCGGAUAACACUAAUAUGUUUAUCAAUGCAACAAAUCUUUUUUUCUUCACGGGUUAUAUUGCCGCGUUUGCAUUUUAUCAACCGAAACGCAAAUACCUCAUUGCGCAACUUCUUGCUCUUUUCAUAUCACUUUUUAUGAUCUUCAAUUUUGUGAAUUCUCAACCUCCGGAAUUGGCCACUGAUUCAAUGGGUUCGAUAGCUGCUGCCAUGCAAAUUGUCAGCCUCAGUGGACAAAUUUAUGAAAUUAAACGUGCGAUAACUUUUGGCCACACGGAAUAUAUUCCUGCAGAACUUCAGUUUGGAUUUUUUCUCCUUUUAACACAAUGGACUAUCUUUGGUGUAUUGGUUCGGAACUAUUAUAUUGCGGUUGCAAAUUUAACGGCCUUACUGGUUAAUAUCUUCACUAUAUCACUGUAUUUCAUUUAUCCGCCCUUGACAUGGAGGGUACCAAUCAUUGGCACGGGACCUCAGAAUGCGAAAAAAGACUGA
This is a messenger RNA of Dracunculus medinensis (Guinea worm), 591 nucleotides long. NCBI's taxonomy places the organism in Eukaryota, Metazoa, Nematoda, Chromadorea, Rhabditida, Dracunculidae. The record is from the annotation of a GenBank genome assembly.